UCCCAGUGUCCCAGAGAAUGAUUCACAGUGAGUUCUCUGAUUUCGACUGCGAGGACGGGAUCGGUGUCAUAGCAGACUACAGACACAACGGCAGGGACUUCCACAGCUCCACGCUGUCUGUUCCAGAACAGGUCAUGUCCUCCAACCACACCUCCCACUCUGACAUGGCCAGGACCUGGUCACGGUCGCCGAGUGUUCCCCCUCCACAAAGUCGGAGUUUGGACCACGGCAUGCGAGGGGGACCGUUUUCUUACAGCUCAGGUCGGAUGGACCGGCAUCGCUUCUCUGAAGACUGCUACUCACCAGACAGGCUGAACCCUAGCUCAGUCCAAACUAGCCCCACCGGUACCCCAGUGUCCCAUCGAAGAGGACGACAGCUACCAAACGUCCCACCCAAGGGCACGCUGGAUCGAAAAGAUGGAGAGGAGAUGAUUGACCCUUAUCAAGGAGGACCGAUGGCGUAUCAAACCUUUCACCCCGUCCACUAUAGAGUCCCCUCCCCUCUCCAGCACCAGCCCUCCCUUCCUGUCCAGCAACAUCCUCCACAUCCUCUCCAACGCCAACUAUCUGCCCCUGUACAGUACCAAAACCAGCCCCCUGUCCAAUACCAAGGCCCACCCCCUGCUCAGUAUCAAGCUCCUCCCACUGUCCAGCCCCGAGCCCCUUCCCCAGCACCUUCCCCUGUUUUAAUCUCUCCUCCAGCCCCUUCCCCAGCACCUUCCCCUGUUGUAACCUCUCCUCCAGCCCCUGCCCCAGCACCUUCCCCUGUUUUAACCUCUCCUCCAGUUCCUUCCCCAGCACCUUCCCCUGUUGUAACCUCUCCUCCAGCCCCUUCCCCAGCACCUUCCCCUGUUUUAACCUCUCCUCCAGCCACUGCCCCAGAGCCAGCCCCUGCCUCAGCCCCUGCCCUAGCCCCUACCUCAGCCCCUGCCCUAGCCGCUGCCCCAGCCCCAGAGCCAACCCCAGCCCCAAACCCUGAACCGCCUCCACAGACUCCUGAGCCAGUCAGUAAUGGGAGGAGCACACCCGGGGGUACGAGAAAAGAGGUGACGUGGGAGGACCAGCAGAAGAAGGCCAAUGGUGCUUUGAAGGAUCCAUCCAAGACGCUGAGAAGCUCAGACAACCUAUCUGCCAUAUCCUCGGACAGUGAUGUAAGCGACGUGUCCGCUACGUUGAGUGCUUCUCGGCUCAACAGCAUGAGCCACAUGUCUGUCCAGUCGGAGAGGGCAAAGGAAAGCCCCAAGAUCAGUGAGGGCCAGUUGGAGGAGGGGACUUUGGCUGAGGUGGCUGAGGAAGUAGUGGGAGGAGCAGAAGGAGGCCAGGGGGGGGCGGAGGGGGGCGGGAGUGGGGCGGAGAGCGGGGAGGGGGCAGUGUCAGGGGAAGAGGAGGAGGAAGAAGAAACAGCAGAGACCAAGCCGGUGGCGGCUCCCAUCCAGAAGAGCUCCAGUGUGGGAGGGGAGAUGUGCUCUCUGAACAGGAAUGAUGAUGAUGAUGACGAUAAGAAGAGGCGCUCAAGCUUCGGUGCUAAAAUGAUGGGGAUGGUCGGCCUCGGGAAGAAAAGCCAGAGCGCCACGCAGAUCAAUGAUGAGGAGGAGGAGGGGAAGAAGAAGAUCAUUCGUCUGCCAGUCCAGAGGAGCGUUGAGACGGGAUUGGCCAUCGAGUUCAAGAGCAGAUUGACACGGCAGAUCAACCGAGAGUCUUCCGACCCUGAUGCCGAGGCCAAGCCGGGAAACCUUAUCUUCCCUGGUGUCCGCAUCACAUCUGACAUCCACUUCACUGAGUUCCUGGAAGGUUUGGGCCCCGCACAGCUAGCCGGUAGACAGACACUUGCCACGCCACCAAUGGGUGACAUCCAGAUAGGGAUGGUGUACAGGAAAGAACGUCUGGACGUGGAGGUCAUCAGGGCCAGAGGACUUGUGGGUAAACAAGGCAACAAGCAGCUGCCAGCCCCCUAUGUGAAAGUAUAUCUAAUGGACAACGGGAAAUGCAUAGUCAAGAAGAAAACCAGACUGGCGAAGAAAACGUUGGAUCCCCUCUACCAGCAGCAGCUCCAGUUCGAGGAGAGUCCAGAGGGGAAGGUUAUACAGAUAAUCGUGUGGGGGGACUAUGGACGCAUGGACCACAAAUCCUUCAUGGGAGCUGCUCAGAUACUUUUAGAUGAUUUAGACUUAUCCAACAUGGUGAUUGGUUGGUUCAAACUGUUCCCUCCCACCUCAUUGGUGGAUCCGACCUUGGCACCUUUAACUAGCAAAGCAGCAGUAGCAGAACAAGCUGCAAAUGCAGCAAAAUUGAGGGACAGCUAGCAUCGUUAUUGAAAUCACCAACAGGAGGUAAGGCUGGCCGGGCCACGCCCUCUUGGGCCAAGCCUUGGUUACCCUGGUAACACUGCAUGCUUGAUGUUCUGAGCCCAUGAAGAGGGAGGGUGGAGUCUGGAGCAGGCUGCAACAAGGUGCCCCCUGCGGGUGGGACUGUCUCACUGCAACAUGGGUCAGGUAAACCCUAACGCUGACCCCCCCGGGUCGACGCCCCUCCCAGGGAGGACCAGACAUGCACAUGAAGCUGCGGCAGGAAAAGGAAAGAAGAAGUGGAAUGAAGUCAGUGGUACUAGAUUUCAAUCUCUGUUAAAUCCAUAAUGAGGAAAAAGAAGAGGAUAAGUGAACUGAGAACUAAUUCAUGAGUUGGGUUAGAGUGAGAGGGAGGGUGAGGGUUAGGGUUAGAGUGAGGGUUAGAGUGAGGGUUAGA
Messenger RNA from Coregonus clupeaformis (lake whitefish), 2742 nucleotides. RefSeq names its product regulating synaptic membrane exocytosis protein 2-like. Gene Ontology annotation, molecular function: transmembrane transporter binding; small GTPase binding. Bases 18 to 2303 code for a protein of 761 amino acids. NCBI's taxonomy places the organism in Eukaryota, Metazoa, Chordata, Actinopteri, Salmoniformes, Salmonidae. Gene Ontology annotation, cellular component: cytoskeleton of presynaptic active zone; presynaptic membrane. Gene Ontology annotation, biological process: regulation of membrane potential; calcium ion-regulated exocytosis of neurotransmitter; positive regulation of synaptic transmission. The record is from RefSeq and is a predicted model, not a curated record. The transcript is spliced from 17 exons.